This is a messenger RNA of Branchiostoma floridae (Florida lancelet), 890 nucleotides long. RefSeq lists its product as uncharacterized. The record is from RefSeq and is a predicted model, not a curated record. The transcript has 7 exons. The coding region runs from base 27 to 890 and encodes 287 amino acids. NCBI's taxonomy places the organism in Eukaryota, Metazoa, Chordata, Leptocardii, Amphioxiformes, Branchiostomatidae.
UCAAAGUUCAGGGAUGGUUUCGUCACAUGAUGUUUUUGCACCAGGUGUUCACAGGUACAGCAGAACCUGUUACUGUCCUAUUGGUGAUGAGCGGAGGUGUGAUCGCCAUGAAUCCUGUCACCUACGGAACGUAUCAAAGUCUUGAAGACACGGCCGGGGACAGGAGAAGACGUGCACAUUUUGUACCGAACCGAUCGCAGACGCCGUCGAUUCCCGAGGAGAAUACUGCGGACAAAGAGGACAGAGAGGUUGAAUCUGCUUUUGAUAACAAUACUGACAAUAUGGAGAGAAGUCCACUGCUGACGAGAGAGCCUUGCCCAAGUGAUCAAAAUGCGAACAAAAGAACCCAAAGAGAUGAACAAGUGGCAGUUAGGCCGAGGCUUACCAGACCACAAUCUGCACCAAAUGGUGUACUAUCAGGAGCCCUGUACAGCUACAGCAAUAUGCAAGCUCUGGACGCAGACUUGGAGGCACGGCUGGACGGGCGGGGGCGCAGUGCUAGUGCCUUGUCUUUAACAUCCCAGAUGGAACUUCACACCAGUGAUGACCAUUGGUUCACAGUAUCCAAGGGUACAAGGAAGUUAUUCAGACAGAUGAAGAUAGGAGUCCUGUUCCUUAUGGUCAUAGCCUUCUCAAUAAUGUUUGGCAGUAUCCCAGAAGGCAAUCAGCAUCCCGAGACCAUUGCUGUUUCUAGGUCACAACCAUUCCAUGAAAAUAUAGAUGUUGACAUGUUGUCCGGUGUGGUAAAACUAGGUGUGGACGGACCGUUCGACCUGCUGACCAGUAUGGAUGCCACUUCCACCAACUCCAUCAACGUGACCUUACGAUGCAACGUGACAGGAAAUGCGACAUUAAAAGUCCUGGAGACAGCUUUGUUACACACUUCCUGA